AUGCUAAGAGACUCCAAACUUAAAGGAAUAAAGAUCAAAGGUGUUGAAGAUAAAGUCCUAACAUCCCUAUUUGCAGAUGACACACUAGUAAGCCUAGACAAAAAAGACGAUAAGAAAGUGAUGGACAAGUGCCUUGAUGACUUUUGUGGAGCAACCACAGCAAAAUUUAAUGAAGAUAAAACGGAAUAUUUACCUGUUGGAACCAAAGAAUACCGCGAAUGGGUUGUAAAAAAUAAAAAAUUGAACCUAAAGGCAGGAAAUGAAAUAGAAGCUACAGCAAAGAUUGUAUCAGAUGGAGAGUCGAUGAGACAACUCGGUGGUAGAAUCGGAAAUAGCUCAAAUGAAACAAAACAAUGGGAAGACAUUGUUAAAAGACAAGAAAAAGUCCUAAACCAAUGGAAGGGAGCGAACCUCACCUUCAAGGGA
Messenger RNA from Lentinula edodes (shiitake mushroom), 426 nucleotides. RefSeq lists its product as uncharacterized. The record is from RefSeq and is a predicted model, not a curated record. NCBI's taxonomy places the organism in Eukaryota, Fungi, Basidiomycota, Agaricomycetes, Agaricales, Omphalotaceae. The annotation marks the transcript as partial. The transcript has a single exon.